Molecule: messenger RNA, 2613 nt
Organism: Dovyalis caffra
Lineage: Eukaryota; Viridiplantae; Streptophyta; Magnoliopsida; Malpighiales; Salicaceae
Source: the annotation of a GenBank genome assembly
AUGUCAGCAGAGGAAAGUAGCAGUGUUGGUGAAAUGCUGGAGAGUAAAAUUGAAGCUUCGUCCUUAAAGUUAGAGAAACAGUUGUCUGACGAUGCGCCUAGCAAUGUGGAGGUUCGUAUGGAAAAUGGGUUGUGUGAUGAUGACAAUGUGUUGGACGAGAGCAGGCAUGAGCAGCUUGUACAGAUGGUUAUUGAGCUGAAGUUUCAGAAUGAGUUCUUGAAGUCUCAGCUUGAGGUAUUGAAUAAUCUUCAAGUAAAAGAUGAUGGUUCUCAGCAGAAAGCAGAAGCAAGUGGUCAGGAAAGCGGGGAGUCUGCUGAUGUGAAAGAAUUACGGGAAAAGAUCGAGUCUUUGAAUAAAGAACUUAAUGAGGAAAAACAAACACGAGAAGCAGCAGAAGUGGCUUUGGAGCAUCUUCGCGAGGAAUACUCUGAGGCAGAUGCAAAAGCCCAAGAACUCUCCUUAAAGCUUACUGAAGGUGCUAGAGGCUUGAGGUCUGGUUUGCCUUAUAGAAAUCUUAAAAAGGGAAUAGAAGCUCAACAGAAAUUGGAUCAAGAAAUAAAAGAACGUGAGGAGAAAUAUUCUGAACUUGAUUCAAAAUUACAAAGGCUUCAUAAAAGAGCGAAACAGCGUAUUCAGGAGGUUCAAAAGGUAAAUUCUGUCUUUGGAUUGUUUGAUGUGGUUUACUUGCUUAUGAUGCUUUUAUACUGUUCAACCCUAGAGGAAAAAGAUGACCUUGAAGCCCGGUUUCGUGAUGUAAAUGAAGCUGCUGAGCGAGCAUCAUCACAACAGUCAUCUCUAAAGCAAGAGCUGGAGCGCUCAAGACAACAAGCAAAUGAAGCAUUGAAGGCAAUGGAUGCAGAGAGGCAACAAUUAAGAAGUGCAAACAAUAAACUCCGUGACAAUAUUGAGGAAUUGCGCCGUUCAUUGCAACCUAAAGAAAGUGCUCUUGAGGAAUUACAACAGAUGCUUUUGGAGAAAGAACAGGCUUUGAAAACUCGUUUACUUGCUUUACAUUUAGAUGCUGGAAGACAUGCAAGGGUUACUACAAUCUGCAGAAGAAAAAAACAAGCUUCGAUGGCCGAGCUUUCUUCUAAACAUCAGAAGAAUAUAGAGAACUUGGAAGGCCAAAUUGCUGAUGUUUUGGCAGAUAGGAACAAGGCUGCUGAAACUAUAUCCCAACUACAGGUGAUAGUUGCAGAGAAAGAGUCUAAGAUUGCAGAGAUGGAUGCAGCCUCAAGUGGUGAGACAGCACGGCUAAGAGCUGCUUUGGAAAGUGUAAAAGGAGAGCUUGCUCAUCAAAAACACGAGCAUGAGAAAGAAAAGGAGAGUUGGGAAGCUGCCUCCCAGGCACUGAAAACAAAGCUGGAAUUAGCUGAGAGUAAUUGCAUACGUGCUGAAAUUGAAGCAGCGAAAAUGAAAAGUCAGCUGGAAUUUGAAGUGUCCGUCCAAAGCCAGAUGCGAAAUAAAAAAGAUGCUGAACUAUUUGCUGCCAAAGAGGAGAUCAACCGCCUUGAAAGUGAAUUUUCCUCAUAUAAGGUCCGUGCUCAUACACUUCUUCAGAAGAAGGAUGCAGAGCUAGCUGCAGCUAUGGACUCUGAACAACUUAAAGCUAUUGAGGAAGCACUGAAAGAAGCCGAGAGAGAAGCAUCAUUGGCAUCUGAAGAAAGGGACAAGGCUCUUCAAGAUCUUCAGGAAGCAUUGGCUAAUCAUGAUAAAGAACUUGCUGAAAGAGAUGCAGCUCUUAACAACGCCAUUCAACAGAUAAAGAGCAUAGAAGCAAAACUUGAUUCUGCCAUUGUUCGUCACCAAUCAGAGAAAGAAGCAUGGGAAAUAAACCUUCAGAAUUUGGAAGAAUCAUGGCGAUUGAGAUGUGACGCACUGAAAGCAGAAAAUGAAGUUUCUUCUGGACAAGAUAUAGAAAGAGAAUUAGAAGAGCUUAAACUACGCCAUAAAAAACUUAAGGAAGAGCAUGAUUCAUUCCGGGAACUCGCUGAUAGAAUGAUGGAGGAGAAAGAUAAAGAAAUAUCUAAACUUGUUGAUGACAAUAGGAAUCUUCAUCAUUCUCUGGAAUCAAGACCCCGAGUUGAUCAUCAUGAUGAUAGCACUACAGCCUUGCAAAAACAAGAUGCAGCAAAUUCAAGCUCCAUUGCAGAACAGCAGAUUCUGCUAUUGGCAAGGCAACAAGCUCAGAGAGAGGAAGAGCUAGCACAAUCACAGCGGCAUAUUUUGGCACUUCAAGAGGAGAUUGAGGAACUUGAACGGGAAAAUCGUCUACACAGCCAACAGGAAGCAAUGUUGAAGGCUGAGCUUCGCAGCAUGGAUAGAACACAGAGAAGGGAUGGUGUGGAUUUGACAUAUCUAAAAAAUGUCAUCUUGAAGCUUCUUGAAACAGGAGAAGUGGAAGCUCUACUGCCUGUUGUUGCAAUGCUUCUUCAAUUCAGUCCGGAAGAGGUGAAAUUUCUCUUUCCGCUCUAUGGUUAUGCUGCUUUGGUCCUGAAAUUAGUGCAGAAAUGUCAACAAGCAUACCGAGCAUCUACUGACGUUCCACCAAGCCCCGGAAGCGACACUUCAGGAUCUGGUCUCUCGCUUUUCUCGAGAUUCUCAUUUUCAUAA